Messenger RNA from Populus euphratica (Euphrates poplar), 3339 nucleotides. Its product is annotated as mechanosensitive ion channel protein 6. The transcript is spliced from 5 exons. Bases 310 to 3033 code for a protein of 907 amino acids. The record is from RefSeq and is a predicted model, not a curated record. Gene Ontology annotation, cellular component: plasma membrane. Gene Ontology annotation, molecular function: mechanosensitive monoatomic ion channel activity. Gene Ontology annotation, biological process: transmembrane transport; monoatomic anion transport. NCBI's taxonomy places the organism in Eukaryota, Viridiplantae, Streptophyta, Magnoliopsida, Malpighiales, Salicaceae.
CACAUACAAUCGCUUUCAGUCUUCGAAAGCUCAAAACCCAAGGGGCCACCUGUUACACUUCCUUCUUCCUCCCUCCACUUCUCCCUGUCUUUGAUAAUUUUAUUAUUUCUCUUUGCAGAAUUCAACAGCAGUAGUUAACUUCAAUGCUUUCUUUAUUCACCCUAUGAAUACACGCGUCCUCACUGCUAAGAAUCCUAUAAAACAAAAUUCCUUUCUCACAAUUUCUGACGUUCCAAACACCACCUCCUUAGCUCCACAUUAUCACUUUAUAUUAUUUAUAUUCUCACUGUUGAGUAAUAAUAACCCAUCAUGGCCCUCAAUUCAACUGAUCAGAAAGAUGUGAUUUUGAGUAUGGACGAGGUAUGUGAUGAACGUGUUAACGUGGGGUCAAAUAACAACAACACUGGAGGAGGAGGAGGAGGAGGGAGAAUUUGGAGGGAGUCAAGCUAUGAUUUCUUGAACAAUGCAAAUAACGAGGACAAGCGACCUCUCGUGAAUGGCGACAACAACAGUACCAUUACUAAUGGAAGUAGAUGCUACAAACUUGAUUUUAAUGGUCAUCAGAACAGUAACAGUGGUGUUACUGCUAGUGCUAGUGAUAGCGGUUCAGUAAUGGAGGAGGAAGAUCCACCCUCGAAGCUGAUCGGUCAUUUCUUGCACAGACAGAAAGCAUCAGGUGAGUUUUGUUUAGAUAUGGACUUAGAGAUGAUGACUCAUCUUCAAAACGAUACUGUUGUUCUUCAUAAGAAUUUAGGUCCUGUUUCUGAGUCUCCUACCACUAAUACGAAUCGGGUUUCUUUUGAUCCAAACCCACCCGGCUCAAGUGAGUCAUUGAGGAGGAGAAGGGACCUCAAGAAUUCUUCUCCACGUAAUCAAAAUAAUGGUGAUGGUGAGAUUUUGAAGUGUAGCUCUAGCAACGACGGAUCGUUUUGUAGCAAUUCCUCGUUUAAGAGGAAGUCUAGUUUGUUGAAGGAGAAGACAAAGUCUAGAUUGAUGGACCUACCGCCGCAUCCACCGGAGAAGUCAGGGAGAGUGGUUGUUGGGAGGUCAGGGCAGUUGAAGUCUGGAUUUUUAGGGAAAGGGAGUGUUGUUGAUGAAGAGGAAGAUGACCCUUUAUUGGAAGAGGAUUUGCCUGAUGAGUAUAAAAAAGAUAAGCUUGAUAUUUGGAUUUUACUUGAAUGGUUGAGUUUGAUUGUUAUUAUUGCUGCUUUAGUUUGUAAUCUUGCAAUUCCAUAUUUGAGAACUAAGAAUUUGUGGAGACUUAGGUUGUGGAAAUGGGAGGUUUUGGUUCUGGUUUUGAUUUGUGGGAGACUGGUUUCUGGUUGGGUUAUUAAGAUUAUUGUGUUUUUCAUCGAGAGAAAUUUUCUUUUGCGAAAAAGGGUUUUAUAUUUUGUUUAUGGAAUUAGGAAUGCUGUGCAGAAUUGUUUGUGGUUAGGGCUUGUUUUGAUUGCUUGGCACUACUUAUUUGACAAAAGAGUUGAGAGGGAAACUAGGAGUACGACACUUAGGUUUGUGACUAAGGUUUUGGUGUGUCUAGUGGUGGGUACCUUGCUGUGGUUGGUGAAGACCUUAGUGGUUAAAGUACUUGCAUCUUCAUUUCAUGUGAGCACUUACUUUGAUCGGAUUCAGGAGUCGCUGUUUAAUCAGUAUGUGAUCGAAACCUUGUCUGGCCCCCCAUUGGUUGAAAUGAAAAGAAAUGAAGAGGAGGAAGAGAAACUUCUUGCAGAGGUAAAAAAGUUGCAGAAUGCAGGUGCCACCGUGCCCCCUGGCCUUAAGGCAACAGCGAGCCCGUCACCACCACAGAAUGCAAAGGUGAUAGGAAGUGGUAGUUUCCAGAAAAGCCCUCGAAUUGGUACCCCCAAGCUUUCUCGUGCACUUUCCAACAAGGUUGAUGAGGAAGGUGAGGGGAUAACAAUCAACCACUUGCACAAAUUGAAUCCUAAGAAUGUUUCUGCUUGGAAUAUGAAGAGGCUAGUGAAUAUAAUUCGACAUGGUGCUCUGUCCACACUGGAUGAGCAGAUACAAAAUUCUAAUCACGGUGAUGAAGAGUCAGCUACAAAGAUUAGAAGCGAAUUUGAGGCAAAAGCUGCAGCAAGGAACAUAUUCACAAAUGUUGCUAGGCAAGGGUCUCGGUAUAUCUACCUGGAUGACAUCAUGCGUUUCAUGCAAGAAGAUGAGGCUUCAAAAGCCAUGAGCCUCUUUGAGGGAGCAUGUGAAAGCAACAAAAUCAGCAAAAAAUGUUUGAAAAAUUGGGUGGUCAAUGCUUUCAGAGAACGGAGAGCACUUGCUUUGACACUCAAUGACACAAAAACAGCUGUGAACAAACUGCAUCGUAUGGUGAACUUUCUGGUUGGGAUUAUAAUAGCAAUUAUUUGGCUUCUUAUACUAGGAAUUGCUACAAGCAAGUUUCUCCUCUUUCUAAGUUCACAACUCCUUCUCGUGGCUUUCAUAUUUGGAAACACCUGCAAAACCGUGUUUGAAUCUAUUAUUUUCUUGUUUGUGAUCCAUCCAUUUGAUGUGGGGGAUCGCUGUGAAAUAGAUGGAGUUCAGAUGGUGGUAGAAGAGAUGAACAUUUUAACUACUGUCUUUUUAAGAUUUGACAACCAGAAGAUAAUAAUUACAAACAGUGUUCUUGCUACCAAAGCCAUUGGUAACUACUACCGCAGCCCAGAUAUGGGAGAUGCAGUUGAGUUCCUCAUCCACCUAGCUACUCCAGCUGAAAAGAUCGCCAUUGUGAAACAAAGAAUAAGCAGUUAUAUUGAAAGCAAAAAGGACCACUGGUAUCCUUCCCCUUUGAUUAUAUUCAAGGAUGCAGAAGACUUGACCAGGGUGCGGAUAGCAGUUUGGUUGACACAUAGGAUGAACCACCAAGACAUGGGAGAGAGGUUUAUAAGAAGAUCUCUGUUGCUGGAUGAGAUGAUGAAGAUUUUCAGGGAGCUUGACAUUCAAUAUCGCUUGCUUCCUCUUGACAUCAAUGUUCGUGCCUUGCCUGCUGUUAUGUCUGAUCGCCUUCCUGCCAAUUGGACCAGCUGACAGGUGAAACAAAAAUAUGAAAUACCAUGCAAUCACUCUGGCACUGAAGCUCUCUUUUGGGGACAAACUAGCAUCUGGGAAACAAGUAAGUUACAACGAGAUUUUCCAAUGUAUUAUUUAUCGUGUUAUCCGACAAAGAAGCUCUUAUUAGUACACAGUGACAGUUCCGAACAAGAUGCUAUUAUAGAACUACAUUCGAAUUCAUAUUGUUAUAUAAUUAGCUACUGUAGAGUUGGUGAGUCCUUGUAGAGUUAUAUUAUGAUUCUCAUGGCAACUGCCCUCGCUAAUAAUCUGAUAAUUGACCCA